AGCUGAUAACCCUGCUCAAGCUCGCGAGGACAGGAAGAUUAUGACCGCAGCUGAUAUAUGUGUUGUAGUGAUGUAAUUUAGCCGUUUGUUGACUACGGAUGGCUGUUUGUGCCAGGCUUUGCGGAGUCGGACAGUCUCGAAGGUGCCGCCGGAGACGACAGAGGAACGACCAGCAGGACCAAGGCAGCGAUUCUGAUAUGGAAGAGGAAGAAGAAGAGCGAAUCGUAGGCCAGCGGAGAAGCGAAGCAGGGAGCAGCGGAGGCCCCGGGCGAGUCGCUGCCGCGGACGCCGCGACUGCAGGGCCAAGUGACGCUUGUGAAUAUGGCAGCGGCCAUGUCAACAGAGGAGAAUCGAACACGAGACCUCCACACCCAGAGUCAUUAAUUGAACUACCGCCGGAGCUCCUGGUGGAAAUAUUUUCCUUGCUUCCCGGAACAGUGUUACCUAACGUCGCACUGGUUUGCAAGAAAUUUAGACAAAUCCUCAAAACGGAAACCAUAUGGAGAAGACGAUGCGUGGAAGAGUUUGGGAUGAAGGAGGAUCUGAGAAAGAUGGAAGCAGGAGGAGUUACCAGCAAAGACCUUUAUGUUAAACGUGUCAUCCCACGGGUGAAGUCUGGGCGCUUUAUGAAACUCCUGCCCGACUACGAGCAUAUGGACUAUAAAGACGUGUACACGCACUUACUUCACCCAUAUAGACACAUUCUAGGGCUUUGGCAGCCUGACAUCGGACCUUACGGUGGAUUGCUCAACGUUGUGGUGGAUGGUUUAUUCAUAAUUGGCUGGAUGUAUCUACCACCUCAUGAUCCCCGCGUGGAAGAUCCGAUGAGAAGGAGACCACUUUUUCGCAUUCACCUGCUGGAAAGCAAAAAGGCCACUGUGGAGUGUAUGUAUGGACAUAAAGGUCCCCACAAAGGAGACAUCCAGACUGUAAAGAAAGAUGAAUUUUCAACUAAAUGUAACCAGACCGAUCAUCAUCGGAUGCCAGGAGGCAGACAGGAGGAAUUUAGGACUUGGUUAGAGGAAGAAUGGGGUCGCACACUGGAGGAAAUCUUCCAUGAACACAUGCAGGAGCUGAUCCUGAUGAAGUUCAUUUACACAAGUCAAUAUGAUAACUGCUUGACGUACAGGCGGAUCUACCUGCCUCCAUCAAUGCCUUCAGAUCUGCUGGAGCCAGGCUUAUUUAAAGGCACAUAUGGAAGUCACGGCUUGGAGAUCGUCAUGCUUAGUUUCCAUGGGACUUCUGCAAGAGCCACUAAACUUACUGGAGACCCAAACGUUCCUGCAGGGCAACUCACACUGGACGUCGACCUGAGCCAGCCUGUGGACCUCCCGGAGUUAGACCAACAGAAAAACAUUGAUGUGCUGUCACGGAUUAUAUCAGGAAUACAUGAGAAAGUACAAAGAGAGGGGGAACGGCCGGCUAGCGACUCCUCUGCUAGUGCAGGACAUCCAGCGGAGGAAGCAGGUGCUGCUGCUGCUAAAGUAGUAGAUGAUGACCAUGGUGCCUGUGCAGAUGCAUCCCAGUCUGAGCCCAGCAGUAGUAGCCAUCAUCCUGAAGCUCAGCCCUUUGUUUUGCCUUUAGGGGUCAUGGCUCGCAAUGAGGUGUACCCUCGCACCUGCAGGAAAUGCUUCUAUGGAACAGGCCUGAUUGCUGGUCACGGCUUCACGAGUCCAGAGCGCACACCAGGGCUCUUUGUGCUUUUCGAUGAGGACCGUUUUGGUUUCAUCUGGCUGGAGUUGAAGUCUUUCAGCCUGUAUAGUCGGCUGACAGACCACCUGCCCCACGCUGACGCCCCGAACAUGGAGCGGUUUGAGGCUAUGCUGCGCAACAUGCAGUCUUGGACAUCUUGAUGCAUCAAGCUUUAAGCAAAUUAACCCUUACACUUGAUUUGCCUCUGAUGAGGACGUCAACGUCCUGAUAUCUCGUGACCUUAACCCUCAAUGUUGUUUGAGGUUGGAUUUUACUGCGCAAUUCUACCUGCUUGUGUCACCCUGACCUAACAUACCUAUAUUUCCUCUACACGUGCACUCUGAAGGGCCUCCCAUGUCACUGUUUAUCGCCUCGACCUAUUACGACCUUAACCUAAAUAGCGCAGCAUGAGAACGGGUUACAUAAAGGUUUAUUUAUUCCCUACUGACAAAACAGUACCGGUACCGCUUAUAUGACCAUUAAAAGAUCAGACUGUAUGUGCCUGUGAUUCCAGAUCCACGUCUGUACCAGAUAGUGCUUGAAGCAGAUAAAGGUGUUCAAUGUAUUCUGUUAUAUCAUAGUAUUAUACCAGCCUCAGUGCCGAACAUGUUCGAGUGAGUGCUGCGUUUAAGAUCUAAUCAACACUGCACUUGAAACCAUGAUCUAAAGGUGGUUGGUUUGUAUAAAGCAGCAUGCCUUGUUUUGUUUUAAAUUGGUAAAUUAAAAGAAGGACAUCUCAGGUGCUUCUAUUGGUUUCAAGUCCUAAGAUAUAUUUGGUUUCAUUUGGUAUAUUCAGCAAAGAAAUACGUGAUAAUGGCAAAAUUGGCAAAUGUAAGAGUUCAGGCUUACAUUUGAUCAAGCUCAACAUUGGAAGAUUGAUCUUGGGGGGG
This is a messenger RNA of Cyprinodon tularosa, 2582 nucleotides long. It is a transcript of the gene fbxo31, whose product is annotated as F-box protein 31. Gene Ontology annotation, molecular function: protein binding. The transcript has 10 exons. The record is from RefSeq and is a predicted model, not a curated record. The coding region runs from base 99 to 1853 and encodes 584 amino acids. Lineage: Eukaryota; Metazoa; Chordata; Actinopteri; Cyprinodontiformes; Cyprinodontidae.